AUGUAUUUUCUUUUCGUUCUAAUAAUAACAAGCUGUUUAGCUAAAUCCGAUUCCUCACGAAUUCUUCAUAGUGUAUUUUCUGAUUCUAAUACAACACAAGUUUAUUAUGGAUCAAUCAAUUAUGAUACAGAACAAUAUAAUAUUUUCAAUUCAUUAAAUAUAAAUGAUGUUGGCAAUCCUAAACGUAUAAAAUAUUCUGUUUUACCAUUGACAUAUGAUCCAAAUGAUGAUGUUAUUUACAUGGCAGCACCAGAUAAUGAUAAUAGACCGAUUUUAAGUGUUAUUAAUGCUACAACUGGACAUUUACUAUCAACAUUUAAAUCAAUAUCAAAUACAAUUAUUUCUCUUCAAUUUGAUAUAUUUCAAAAACAAUUAUUCGCACAUAUUGAAAGUGAAAAAGAAAAUGUUACACUAUUGACAGAAAUCGAUACAACUAAUGGAAAUAUAAAACACGUUUUAGCCACAAUUCGAGAUAGUAAACCAACUUAUAUGUCAAGUUAUUGUCCAAUUUGUCGAAAAUAUUUUCUCAUGAUGAUUGAAGAUGAACAUUUUGUCUAUGCUGGUGUAAAUACAAGUAAUUCAGGUGGUCUAGAUUGGAAAGCAAAACUUAAUUAUUCACCUACUGGAAUGAAAUUUGAUUAUAAAACAUUUACAAUGUAUACAACAUAUGUAAAUACAAGUAUCAGAUAUGUUUCAUCAAUUGGAAUUUUAGAUCGAACGAAGGGUGGAAUUAGUAAAAAUGUUGGAAUCAUUUCUGAAAGUCCAGAUGUUGGAGUUACGUCAUUUUCAGCAUUUGAUAUUGCAGAAAAGAUAUAUUAUGCAUCAAUUACAUUAGAUUCAGUUUUUCCGAAUGGGAUUUCUUAUGUCAAUGUAGACAAUUCACAAGGAGACCUAAAUUUUUUCCCCAAUACAAAAUAUAAUUCACAUGCCUGGUUUAUAAAACAAUUCGUUCAUUAA
Messenger RNA from Adineta ricciae, 957 nucleotides. NCBI's taxonomy places the organism in Eukaryota, Metazoa, Rotifera, Eurotatoria, Adinetida, Adinetidae. The record is from the annotation of a GenBank genome assembly.